Ophidiomyces ophidiicola is the source of this 678-nucleotide messenger RNA. RefSeq lists its product as uncharacterized. The transcript is spliced from 3 exons. Lineage: Eukaryota; Fungi; Ascomycota; Eurotiomycetes; Onygenales; Onygenaceae. The record is from RefSeq and is a predicted model, not a curated record. Bases 1 to 678 code for a protein of 225 amino acids.
AUGAUCCGCAAUCUUCGUCUCCCUUACGUUCAAAGCGUAGGCUAUGCUCCUCUCCGAUGUACUUGGGUUCCCGGGUGCCCGGCCGAGUUGCAUCCUCUUGACCCAAGCCCGGAUGGCGUGCCAGCACGGGUGGCCGCUGAACGUGCUUAUAAAUCCGCCUUCAAAGCUUUACUUCCUGACAUGAGUGUCCCGGGAAGCGUUGGCGUAACUUGCUCGUCACAGUUUGCCGUUACCCGUGAACGAGUGCGAGCACGGCGCAGAUCAGACUAUGAGCGGAUGCGCCGGUGGCUCGCCAGAACAAACCUCGAAGAUGCAAUCAGUGGUAGAGUAAUGGAAUAUACAUGGCAUAUUAUUAUGGGAAUGCCGCCGGUGUAUUGCCCUCCCGCAGGAGAAUGCUACUGUAUUACGUUUGGGACGGCUGGCCGGAUCGAGGUGGAGGGGACAAUGGAUGGCCAAUGCCAGGCUGGAAUGAUUGAUCCACUGGGGACUCUAUUACUGCAAUCCAUUCGUGCCUUUUGGGAGGAAGACCUAUUCCCAACUGAGAAAGCAACUCUAAGAUCUCAACUGCCCACCAUCGCUCUGCUGAUGGAUGACUGCAGUCGAUUUGAGCACUACAUAGCUAGUGCUGGAUGGAGGACAAGCCGCGUUUUACAAGACGAUGAGACACAUAUUGUUUAA